Molecule: messenger RNA, 3179 nt
Organism: Motacilla alba alba
Lineage: Eukaryota; Metazoa; Chordata; Aves; Passeriformes; Motacillidae
Gene: NFS1
Product: NFS1 cysteine desulfurase
Exons: 13
Coding region: 44-1399 (451 amino acids)
Biological process (GO): [2Fe-2S] cluster assembly
Cellular component (GO): mitochondrion; nucleus; cytosol
Molecular function (GO): cysteine desulfurase activity; pyridoxal phosphate binding
Source: RefSeq, a predicted model, not a curated record
ACCGGAAGAGGUGGGCACGCCUGCGCUCUGUCCGUCGCGCGCUAUGCUGCUGUGGCGGCGUUUGGCGGCCCUGACGGGCGAACGAGCCCCGCGGCGGCUCCGAGCGGGGGGACCGGCACCGGGACCCGGAUCUGGAUCGGGACCGGGACCGGGAUCGGGAUCGGGGCGAACCAGCGAUGGCGGCGGUGCUCCCCGGCCGCUUUACAUGGAUGUCCAGGCCACCACCCCGCUGGAUCCCAGAGUCCUGGACAGCAUGCUCCCAUACCUGACAGCCUACUAUGGCAACCCCCACUCCAGGACCCAUGCCUAUGGCUGGGAGAGUGAGGCUGCCAUGGAGAAAGCAAGGCAGCAAGUUGCAGAUUUAAUAGGAGCUGAUUCACGGGAAAUUAUAUUUACCAGUGGUGCAACAGAAUCCAAUAAUAUGGCAAUUAAGGGUGUUGCAAGGUUCUAUAAAUCCAGAAAAAAGCAUAUCAUUACUACGCAAACAGAGCACAAGUGCGUGUUGGAUUCUUGUCGUUCCCUGGAAACUGAAGGUUUUCACAUCACAUAUCUACCUGUUAAAAAAAAUGGGCUCAUAGAUCUGAAGGAGCUGGAGGCUGCAUUCCAGCCCGAUACAAGUUUGGUUUCUGUAAUGACUGUGAAUAAUGAAAUAGGAGUAAAGCAGCCAAUUCAUGACAUUGGUGAGAUCUGCCGUGCACAUAAGGUUUUCUUCCACACAGAUGCUGCACAAGCGAUUGGUAAAAUUCCUAUGGACGUCAACAACAUGAAAAUUGACCUAAUGAGCAUCAGUGGCCAUAAAAUUUAUGGGCCCAAAGGGGUUGGUGCUCUCUAUGUUCGCCGUCGACCACGCGUCAGGCUAGAACCCCUGCAGAGUGGGGGAGGGCAGGAGAGAGGACUGCGGUCUGGGACUGUGCCCACACCUCUAGCAGUGGGACUGGGGGCAGCAUGUGAAGUGGCACAGCAAGAGAUGGAGUAUGACCAUAAGCGAAUCUCACUCUUGGCAGAACGACUGGUUACAAAAAUAAUGAGUGAAGUUCCUGAUGUGGUGAUGAAUGGAGAUCAAGAGCAUCGCUAUCCAGGAUGCAUCAAUUUAUCUUUUGCAUAUGUGGAAGGGGAGAGUCUUCUGAUGGCUCUGAAAGAUGUGGCUCUGUCUUCAGGAAGUGCUUGCACAUCAGCUUCUCUGGAGCCUUCCUAUGUUUUGCGGGCAAUCGGAACAGAUGAAGACUUGGCUCACUCAUCUAUAAGGUUUGGCAUCGGUCGUUUCACUACGGAAGAAGAAGUGGAUUAUACAGUGCAGAAGUGCAUACAGCAUGUGAAGAGGCUGAGGGAAAUGAGCCCUCUCUGGGAAAUGGUGCAGGAUGGAAUUGACCUCAAAAGCAUUAAAUGGACUCAGCACUGAGAAAACAUUGCUAUCCAUGGACUAGAUAUGGAUUAAAGUGCAUUUUUCUGUACAGUCUUGAGCAAAUUAUGCAGCACUUCUGUUUUCUGACACUUGCAGUUUGACCGGAGAACUACCAUUUCAGACCACAAAAUCUAAGAAGCCAAAAAUAAAACUAGUUUUUAUCAUGGAGAAAGGCAGGCUGAUCCAAUACUCACUAUGUUUCUGUUGACACACAGAAAUUUGUGCUAAAACCUAAUUUAUUCAGAAAUAUAUUUUCUAAUGAGAAAAUUAAAUCAGCAUGUUACUUCUAGGCCAGUGAAUUCUGGCAAGAGGUUGCUUCUCAGUGUAAUUCGUCUCAAGUCACUGUUGUGUUUGCACCACAGACCUGUUGCAAAUUUGUUCUGUUUGAGGUGGGUAUCCUGCAACAUGAGCUGCAUUUUGCCUCUUAAAUGCCUUGUGUUGCAAGGAAUUCUCAGAUAGGAGGACACUUGGAUCUCUAGAGGAAAGCAAUGUGUCAGUGUGGCCAUGUGCCUUCACAGAUAAGUUUAUGUGUAGUUAAGAACAAUUUUUUCUGAAAUUGAGUAUUUUUGGCUUAUUUUCCUUGGGGUUUUUUUGUGUGUGCAUCUUUUUUUUUUUGUGUGUAUGUGCAUUAAUUCAAAAGAUUCUUCUGUGUUCCAGCAUUUAUGAUACAAUCAUGAUGCACUUUGCUGUCCCCUUCAUUGGGUAUUUCCCAUGCAAUUUUUUCUCAGUGAGGAUAGAAAACUUGAAUGACUGGGGGAGUGGAUAGGCAGAAUGUGUCAGCUUUGGUGGCAGCACCAGUUUGGUGGAUGAGUGGUAGAGGUGGUGGGAGCAUGAGUGGUAGAGAUGGUGGGGAGAGCAGAUACAUGUCUUAAUGUAUUAUAUAUAUUAAGACAUAAUGUCUUAAUGUCUUAAGUCAGUCUGGAGUUUUGGGGGUUUUUUUCCUCCCCUUGUCAUGAGACCUUUGCUGUUACUUGGUUUGCCUAUGGGCCCUUGGUUUCUUUUGCUGCAAGGAGUCUGCCCAGCUCAGCCAGUAUAUUUUGUCUGGAGAUAAGAAAGAUAAGAACACCUGGCACUGAAGUUUUCUUUGUCUCAGAGACUGUACUGUCUGACUAGAGAUUCACAUGGGAAUCCAUUCCCUGCACAUGCUGGGGGAAGUAUCUGUUAAAAAAGCGUUUGAUGAAGUUAAUUCAUAUCAGUGUUUCUCCUUUCUUCCCUUUGAUGAUCUUUCCAGUAAGAAACCCAACCCUGUAUGGCAAAGUGCCCUUUUUUCAGUGCAUAAACAAAGAGCUUUCAAAUUAGUUGUGUUGAUUGAUGGAUGCUGUGUGACCUGCUGAAUUUGGUAUACCCCAUAGACAAUAUGUUCACCUUCAGUUUGGGAUGGAAUUUACCUCGAGGAUCAACUGUGUUGUGUAGAAGCUGAAGCUGAAUCUCACAAGAUGGAUUGUGUUAUAGAAGCUUGUCCAUUUUUUGUAACUAAGGACAGAUUUAGUUGUUUGUAAUGCAAAGCUAAUCCUUGGUUCUAUUUGAAAUGAUGAGCUUUAGCAGUUUUAAUAUUGCAGUGCUGACACCUUAUAUUUCAUCACAAUAUUUUUUAAAAUACCAUAUGCAUAAAUACAUUUUAGCCGUGUUGUAUGUACUCUUUUUCAUCCUUGGGCCAUACAUAUUUUUCUGGAUUAAGCAUGUAAUAACAUGCUUUCCUAGUGUGUUUUAGAAAUAUAUAUUUAUGAAUUGUUCUUUGUGUUUUGAGAGCGAUAAAAAAUUACAGAUAAGAAUUAAA